CCACGCUUCUAAAGUAAAGCGCGACGCUUUCUUGAGGUACGGACUGGAGAAUACCAUGCCAUCGACGCGUUGAGCGCAUUUACGGCUUCAUACGGGCGUUUUGCACAGGACAGUAAAGCGAUAUCUCCGAAUUCGCCUGCGAUACGCACAGAGAGGCUCUACAACACCCAACUGUGGAUGUAACUGUUGCACUUUGAACACAGACAUGAACCACUGAGACAGCAAAAGAAGAAAAAGCCUGGAAUACGCUUGAGGGAAGAGCUUCGUCUCAUUCCCCCCUCCACAUUAGAAGGUUUGGAAUCAUGAGGUCCUUGUGGCUGCUGGUAUUUUCCGUCUCUGUUUUGACCGGGACCAACAUGGCGUUUCCCAUGACUCCUACUGAUGCCCCUGAAGUCUCUGGGAGCUUCAGGGUUAAAGACACGAGCCUCACGCACCUCACCGUGCACCACAAGACUGGCGAGGUGUUCAUCGGCGCGAUAAACCGAGUCUACAGGCUCUCCGCCAAUCUGACCGAAAUGCGCUCGCACCAGACGGGUCCCGUGGAGGACAACGCCAAGUGCUACCCGCCCCCCAGCGUACGACCAUGCACGCAGAAACUGGAAUCCACUGACAACGUCAACAAAUUGCUGCUGGUUGAUUAUGCUGGCAACCGUCUGGUGGCUUGUGGAAGCAUCUGGCAGGGCGUGUGCCAGUUCCUGCGGCUGGAAGAUCUCUUCAAGCUUGGUGAACCACAUCACCGUAAAGAACACUACCUCUCGGGAGCCAAAGAGCCAGAUGGGAUGGCUGGAGUUGUGGUGGGCGAUGACGACGGAGACUUGAAGAAGAAAAAGAAAGGUGACAGCCGCCUCUUCAUUGGCGCCGCCAUCGAUGGCAAAUCUGAGUAUUUCCCAACCCUAUCCAGCCGUAAACUGGUGGCAGAUGAGGAGAAAAUGGAAAUGUUCAGCUUGGUUUACCAAGAUGAGUUUGUGUCCUCUCAAAUCAAGAUACCUUCAGACACCCUGUCUCAAUAUCCCGCAUUCGACAUCUACUACGUUUACGGGUUCUCCAGCCGCACUUACAUCUAUUUCCUCACUUUGCAACUGGAUACCCAGCUCACCCAGGUUGAUGCGACGGGCGAGAAGUUCUUUACCUCAAAAAUCAUCCGGAUGUGCUCCAAUGACACUGAGUUCUACUCCUACGUCGAGUUCCCACUUGGGUGCACCAAGGAUGGCGUGGAAUACCGACUUGUCCAAGCCGCCUACAAGCACCGUCCUGGGAAGAUUCUGGCCCAGGCUCUCGGCCUUUCUGAGGACGAAGAUGUCUUGUUUGUGAUCUUCUCCCAGGGUCAGAAGAACAGGGCUAACCCACCGAGAGAAACAGUGCUGUGCUUCUUCACGCUGCACCAGAUCAACUUGGCCAUGAGAGAGAGGAUCAAGUCGUGUUACCGCGGGGAAGGAAAGCUGUCUCUGCCAUGGUUGCUCAACAAGGAACUGCCUUGUAUUAAUACGCCCAAGCAGAUUGGCGAUGAUUUCUGUGGUCUGGUUCUGAACCAGCCUCUCGGAGGACUGAGGGUCAUUGAGGGCACUCCUCUGUUUGACGACCGCACUGACGGUAUGGCAUCCGUGGCCGCGUACACUUACGGAGGUCAUUCGGUGGUGUUCGUGGGGACUCGCAGUGGCCACCUCAAGAAGAUUCGAGUGGAUGGUAUACCGCCGCCUUCGGAGAACGCUCUGCUGUAUGAGACGGUCCCCGUCGUGGAGGGAAGCCCGAUUCUCCGUGACAUGGUGUUCAGUCCUGAUUAUCAGUACAUCUAUCUGCUGAGCGACAAACAGGUGAGUCGUCUGCCUGUGGAGAGCUGUUCUCAGUACAGCAGCUGUAAGACGUGUCUGGGCUCAGGAGAUCCUCACUGCGGCUGGUGUGUCCUGCAUAACAAGUGCUCCAGAAAGGAAGCCUGUGAGAAGUGGGCCGAGAUGCUUCACUUCAGUAUGGAGCUGAAACACUGUGUCGACAUCACUGUCACUCCUGAUAACAUGUCCGUGACCUCUGCUUCCACACAGCUGAGUGUGAAGGUAGCUAACGUCCCAAACCUCUCCGCUGGGGUGACGUGUGUGUUUGAGGAGCUAACGGAGAGUCCAGGAGAAGUGCUGGCCAACGGACAAAUCCUCUGCAUGUCCCCAUCCCUGCGGGACGUCCCAUCUGUCACCCAGGGAUACGGCGAUAAACGGGUCGUGAAGCUCUCUCUGAAGUCCAAAGAGACGGGUCUCAAAUUCAUCACCACCAAUUUCAUCUUCUACAACUGCAGCGUCUUGCAAUCGUGUUCGUCGUGUGUUAGCAGCCCUUUCCCCUGCAACUGGUGUAAAUAUCGCCACAUCUGCACUAAUAACGUUGCCGAGUGCUCUUUCCAGGAAGGUCGAGUGAGCAGCGCAGAGGGUUGCCCGCAGAUUCUGCCUAGCAGCGACAUCCUGGUACCGGCGGGGAUCAUUCGGCCAAUCACACUGCGAGCUCGGAACUUGCCCCAGCCUCAGUCGGGACAAAAGAACUAUGAGUGCGUCUUUAAAAUCCAGGGCAAAGUCCAGCGUAUUCCCGCGGUCCGUUUUAACAGCUCCUGCAUCCAGUGCCAGAACACUUCGUACUGGUAUGAAGGGAAUGAGAUGGGAGACCUGCCUGUGGAUUUCUCCAUCGUAUGGGACGGUGACUUUCCCAUCGACAAGCCGUCAUCCAUGCGAGAGUAUGGCUAUAUUCUCACUCUCUGUGUGUGUGUGGGCUGGUGUUUGGCCGAUAAGAAGUGUCUCCUGAAGCAACACUGUCCAUCACCCGAACACAACUGGAUGCAUCAGGGACGCCGCAACGUACGCUGCAGCCAUCCCCGAAUCACUAAGAUCCGGCCACUGACGGGGCCGAAGGAGGGCGGCACACGCGUGACCAUCGAAGGAGAGAAUCUGGGGCUGCAGUUUCGAGAGAUCACGCAUGUGCGUGUGGCGGGAGUUCGCUGCAACCCUGCUGCGUCUGAAUACAUCAGCGCUGAGAGGAUCGUGUGUGAUAUGGAGGAAUCUCUGAUGUCGAGUCCCCCUGGUGGUCCGGUGGAGCUGUGUAUCGGUGACUGCAGCGCUGAGUAUCGAACCCAGUCAUCUCAGAUGUACUCUUUUGUGACUCCGAGUUUUAACCGGGUGCGGCCGGAGAAAGGACCCGUGUCCGGCGGGACCAGGCUGACUAUCUCAGGCCGACAUCUGGACGCCGGGAGCGCCGUGACCGUGUUUUUGGCCCAGGAAGAGUGUCUGUUUGUCAGGAGAACGGUGCGUGAGAUAGUGUGUGUGACGCCACCCUCAGCAUCAGGUUCUGGUACUUCAUCCGUCAAGCUGUUCAUUGACAAGGCCGAAGUCACCAGCGUUACGCAUUACAUUUACACCGAAGAUCCAACCAUUUCCAGCGUGGAGCCCAACUGGAGCAUCAUUAAUGGCAGCACCACCCUCACGGUCACAGGAACCAAUCUGCUAACCAUUCAGGAACCCAAAGUCCGAGCCAAAUAUGGAGGAGUGGAGACCACAAACGUUUGUACGUUGGUGAAUGACUCUGUCAUGACGUGCUUGGCUCCGGGCAUCAUCUACACCAAACGCCAGGUUCCAGAUUGCGGAGUUCAUCCGGAUGAGUUCGGCUUCAUCCUGGACCAUGUGUCCGCCCUCCUCAUCCUCAAUGGAACUCCUUUCACAUACUAUCCAAACCCGACCUUCGACCCCCUUGGGAAUACUGGGAUUCUGGAGGUCAAACCAGGAUCGCCCAUCAUCUUGAAGGGCAAGAACCUCAUGCCUCCUGCUCCUGGCAACGCCCGCCUGAAUUACAGCGUGAUGAUUGGAGAAACGCCCUGUCUGUUAACAGUCUCUGAAUCUCAACUGCUCUGUGAUUCGCCGGAUCUGACCGGAGAACAGCGAGUGAUGAUCCUCGUGGGCGGCCUGGAAUAUUCUCCUGGAAUGCUUCACAUCUAUUCUGACAGCACUCUCACGCUGCCUGCCAUCAUCGGGAUCGGAGCCGGCGGCGGCGUCCUCCUCAUCGCCAUCAUCGCCGUGCUCAUCGCCUACAAGCGCAAGACGCGGGACGCCGACCGCACGCUCAAACGCCUACAGUUGCAGAUGGACAAUCUGGAGUCCCGUGUCGCGCUAGAGUGCAAGGAAGCAUUCGCUGAGCUGCAGACAGACAUCCAAGAGCUGACAAACGACAUGGACGGUGUGAAGAUCCCUUUCCUGGAGUAUCGUACCUACACCAUAAGAGUGAUGUUCCCUGGCAUCGAAGAACACCCGGUUCUAAAGGAGCUGGACUCUCCGGCUAAUGUGGAGAAGGCCCUGCGCUUGUUCAGUCAACUGCUGCACAACAAGAUGUUCCUGCUGAACUUCAUCCACACGCUGGAGGCUCAAAGGUCCUUCUCCAUGCGGGAUCGCGGCAAUGUGGCCUCCCUCCUCAUGGCGGCACUGCAGGGACGGAUGGAGUAUGCCACUGUGGUUCUCAAACAGCUUCUUGCUGACCUGAUCGAAAAGAACCUGGAGAACCGUAACCAUCCCAAACUACUGCUUAGACGAACUGAGUCUGUGGCUGAGAAGAUGCUCACUAACUGGUUCACGUUCCUCCUGCACCGCUUCCUCAAGGAGUGUGCUGGCGAGCCUCUGUUUAUGCUCUACUGUGCUAUAAAACAGCAGAUGGAAAAAGGUCCCAUAGACGCCAUCACAGGAGAGGCCAGAUACUCCCUGAGCGAAGACAAGCUCAUCCGACAGCAAAUCGACUACAAGCAGCUGACGCUCAUGUGUAUUCCUCCGGAGGGAGAGGCCGGUACAGAAAUCCCUGUUAAGGUGCUAAACUGUGACACGAUCACUCAGGUGAAGGACAAGCUGCUAGAUGCUGUUUACAAAGGCAUCCCGUACUCACAUCGCCCACAGGCCGACGACAUGGACCUGGAAUGGCGACAGGGUCGACUGACCAGAAUCAUCCUCCAGGAUGAAGACGUCACCACAAAGAUCGAGAGCGACUGGAAGAGAUUGAACACACUGGCGCACUACCAGGUGACAGAUGGGUCUUUGGUGGCCUUGGUUCAGAAGCAAGUAUCCGCUUACAACAUCGCCAACUCCUUCACGUUCACUCGCUCUCUCAGUCGAUACGAGAGCAUGCUGAGAACGGCAAGCAGUCCAGACAGCCUUCGCUCGCGGACGCCCAUGAUCACGCCAGACCUGGAGAGUGGCACCAAACUCUGGCACCUGGUGAAGAACCAUGAGCAUGCAGACCAGCGGGAGGGAGAUCGUGGGAGCAAGAUGGUGUCUGAGAUUUACCUCACACGCUUACUGGCUACCAAGGGCACACUGCAGAAGUUUGUGGACGAUCUUUUUGAGACUGUGUUCAGUACGGCCCAUCGCGGCAGCGCUCUCCCGCUGGCCAUCAAAUACAUGUUUGAUUUCCUGGAUGAGCAAGCAGACAAGAGACAGAUCACCGACCCGGACGUACGGCACACCUGGAAGAGCAACUGCCUUCCUCUGCGGUUUUGGGUCAACGUGAUCAAAAACCCUCAGUUUGUCUUUGACAUCCACAAGAACAGUAUUACAGACGCCUGUCUGUCAGUGGUGGCUCAGACCUUCAUGGACUCCUGCUCGACGUCUGAGCAUCGCCUGGGCAAAGACUCUCCGUCAAACAAGCUCCUCUAUGCUAAAGACAUCCCGAACUACAAGAGCUGGGUGGAGAGAUAUUACCGAGACAUCAGCAAGAUGCCAAGUAUCAGCGAUCAAGACAUGGAUGCCUAUCUAGUAGAGCAGUCCCGUCUCCAUGGCAACGAGUUCAACACACUGAGCGCGCUCAGUGAACUGUACUUCUACAUCAACAAGUACAAGGAAGAGAUUUUGACAGCCCUGGACAGAGACGGUUACUGUCGCAAACACAAGCUACGACACAAACUGGAACAAGCCAUUAACCUGAUGUCUGGCAGCAGCUGAGGGCGGUGACGGAUUGGACGGGACGGGAGGGGAAGCGUUCAGGGGGUUAGGGGGGAGGGUUGAGACUGAAUUGAUGGAGUCCGGCGGACCGACCCGUGUCAGAACAUCCACGGCUUGUGCUAGCAGAAGGUGAGGCUAAAACACUGGACAAUCAACUCUAAAGGAACCACAGCACAGCAUACGAAGCCCAAUGUUUUUCUGGACCAGAACCUGUACGCCCAAACGCCCGCACUCCCUAAUGCCCAGACCGAACGCCGUUCAUAUCGGCCUGCCUAACAAACUAUUCAACACGGACUACUGUGGAUCAGAUACAUUCCAAUGAGGAAAGGUGCACGUGCUAUUGCCUUGGAAGCCAAAUUGCCAAGAUAGUGCCAUGGAAGAAAAUAUCUGACUUUCUGGGAGAGAAAAGCAGCAACAUGUUUUAGUAAUGCAUUCGGCGAGUAAUCUGAAAACAGCUCUUCAUAUCGACCUCCGAGAGACGCCUCAAAAACAAUCACAAUCGUGCGACGAGCUCCAUUAACAGAAAUGAAGAUAUUUAUAUCGGAAUGAAUCAAUAAUGGAGACCAAAUGCAUUAUGGGUAGUGUUGAGGCUGGGCUGAAUGGGAGGAACCUUCUCCUCCUCGUCUCGAAAUUGCCAUAGACCUAUAAAAGCGCCUUUCUCUCGUUUUCGUUCUUUUUUUGUGAUUACGGGGCCAAAUGGACCUCUACUUGUCAAGAGGUAUGGAUCAGCAUCUUUUGAAGCUUGCCUUUUCGUUGCGUCCGGAUAUGACUCCCCGAACCCUUGCCGAAAUGUACCCCAGGAUGGGCAAUCGUCCCUUGGGGCAUUUCUGCUCCCUUUGCUUUUUUUGUAUACCGCUGUGUUACUGUGAGGUUUGGAGUGUUUACUCGGAUUCUGUGGUUCUUCUCUAAGACUGCGUUGGCGAGGGCCGAGUUUUGUCCCUUGAUGACAGGCAUCUUUAAUGUAGUAGAUCCAUCUAGAGCAAUAACUCUCAGAUUUACCUGCAAGCCAUGAGUUUAAGUUCCCUGUGUGUUCAGAUUCACCGUCCUGACUCUAAAUUUUCAACGUUAGCAGUUGGCGAGUCGCGCUCUUUUUCAUUUCCCUGUUGUUGUUCCGUCCAAAUGGCAGCCAAAACGUGUUCACAAUGCCAAGCACAACGAAGGGACGACUGUUCAACUCUGAUUGUUUUCUCGCCGUUUCAGCAGGCCAAUGCAAUUUUUGACACAGAAGUCCGCAGCUAGACAAAUCUCGUCCGUUAUUCAGUCGUCCCCCGUACAACCUUAUCAAGGUUCUUGCUUGAUCGAUUAUAACGAUUGUGUCGAUUCUGUCUGUAUACACAAACAACAAGGCCUUAAGUCAUUUCCUCUUCUCUUUAUCGGACUUUUCUCAUCUCCGUGACGGUGGCGGUGGCGUCGCCCUCUGCUGCCACGGAGGUGAACUGCAAACCGUUAUAUUCCAGGUACUCGAAUUGUGAUACGUCCGUGAAUUUCAAAGUACUCUCAGCUGUUUUCUGUUCCUUGCUGUAUGUGGUUCUGAGUUCUGCUCUGUCUAGUUGCGUAUCGAUUGUGUUUUUGUGUUGCGUAAAAUCACAGAGAAUGUACAGCAUGAAUAACUGAGCAUAUCUUGCAAAAAUCUUUGCCUCAUUAUACAUGUUCCAGUUUUAGACACAAAACACCUUCAGACGAUCACAGCCAGGACAACAGGGAGAACUAUUUGCUUUCAACAUCGUCUUUAAAAUGUAAAAAACCUACUUCACCAAGGUCAGUUCGAGCAAACAAACACCCAUCGUAAUGUGGGAUCAUUAAAACAGUAGGGAAAUCCAUCAGGGCCUUAUUAGUUGAGUUUGAAUGAAGAUAUUCAAUGACCAUCAAAGUGAAUCACUUACCUUUGAAUAUAUCUUACGUCGAUAGAUUUUGCCCUUUCUUACCCUGUGGUAUUGGAUUUGCUAAUAACUACUAAUCGUUAUUGCCUUAAUUUGGCUACAAAAGAACAACUUUUGGUUUAGUAGCCCUAGACCUCAUCCCGCAGGGUCAUGGUUUGAAUACUUGUGCAUUUCAACAGCAUAAUGUAUCUGGAUAUUUUAAGCUCUCAUUGAAUGUAAUUAAACCGGCCUUCAAAUUCGCCACAUGGAUUUGGAUGGGAUAACAAGAUUCCCCGUUCAUCAUCAAAAGCCAAAUUUUUGUUGUUGGAAUUGUGAAGGCAGGAUGUUUUGAACUAAAUGUGGGGCUCAUUAACAUAUGAAAAAGUUGCAGGAUGAUAAUUAAGCAGAAUCUUUUUGAACAUUGGUUUGUUUUUCUGUUGGGGGAAUGGGGUCAGCUCAUGAAUCUGGAUCCGUUAUGGCAUUUCAACCUCUUGCAACACGAUACAUCAGGAAUUACUGCCUGUUUGCCAAAGCUGCGUCGUCAGCAAUGCAGGUGCGAACCCAAUAUCCGACGUCUGGAGCAAACCACUUUGAGAAAUGAAACGCAAUCAUAAAUCUACGUUAAAAAAGCUGAAAACUAAACAUCAGUGGUUGGAAUUUUUUGAUUUAGCACCUCUUGGUUGAAACCACGCCGUCAGGUUUACAUCUGAUUUUCUAUACUGUGAGUAAAGCCAAACGUACUGUGGGGGAAGUGGACUUAGCUUGGUCGCGUACAUACUGCCUGUAAGAUAACUCUGACUAUCGUUAAGUGCAACUGCCCACCGGGGUGUUUUUAGGUAGACUGGUGAAGACAGAGCUAACACUAACGACGCCUCAGCCGAUAGCCAUAUAUCAGAAAUCGCCCGUUUCGUUUCGUACAGCAGAACUCAGAGCCAAAUGAGGCGCUUUGCGGUUUGUUUUCGUCGUGUGGUGAAACGGCAUACUCUUAAAAGCACCUGUAACUUGUGAGGAACGGAGCGGAGUGAGUGGAAAAAUAACUGUGGUGUUUUUUCAGUAGAUACAGUAGAAGAAAAUGUCUGUUUUAGAUCCAUAACUACAUUUCAGUCAAUGUUCUAGUUAUAAAAGAAGAAGAAAAAGAAAAAACAUGUUGUCUCAGAUGAAUUAAUUCUAAUUUAUU
Molecule: messenger RNA, 8978 nt
Organism: Sinocyclocheilus anshuiensis
Lineage: Eukaryota; Metazoa; Chordata; Actinopteri; Cypriniformes; Cyprinidae
Gene: plxna3
Product: plexin A3
Exons: 32
Coding region: 303-5942 (1879 amino acids)
Biological process (GO): semaphorin-plexin signaling pathway; regulation of cell migration
Cellular component (GO): plasma membrane; semaphorin receptor complex
Molecular function (GO): semaphorin receptor activity; protein binding
Source: RefSeq, a predicted model, not a curated record